AUGUCUUUCCAAAUGCCGCACACACAGUCGCUCUCCCCACAUAAUCGAGAAUGGCGCGCUUCGACGGCUCGACGCAACAUCUCAAACCCAUACAGCCUCGCCAUACCCCCAAAUAGCAAGCGAACAUCCAGGGAUGUCCGAAUACCCAGCAUACCGCCGAGCGAAUACGAGAUAUCCAUACGACCUUCAUUCAAGAGUUCCACAAGUUCCGAUACAUUGGAAGUACCCAAAAAAGCAGUCAUUGCACCCUCGAAGCUUCGGUCGGAUGGAUACGCUGAAAAGGAUUAUAUGGAAGUGUUUGCUGGCUGCGAAGAAUACCAACCUGAAUAUGAGCCGCUUCCGAAACAAUCGAGGAUAUAUGGCAUGCUCAAAGACCGGUUCAUUGCGCUGUCCGUGACGUUUGGGAUUGCGGUCAUUUUGGCGAUUGCGAUACCAUUAGGUAUCAUACUGCCUCAGAGAUUGAUCAAGCCGUUGCCGAUCAACGUGUUGAUACCGUUCUAUAUGUAUCCAGCGCCUGGAGCGUGGGAGCCAUUGUUCGAAGCAAUUGGCAAACAUGUCGAUGCGAAUUUCACGGUAGUUAUAAAUCCCGCCGACGGCCCUGGUCCUGCGGUGUGGCCGACUGGGGAGUAUCUUAGCGUCGUCAAGGCUUUGAACAAAUAUUCCAAUGUGCAAACGCUAGGUUACAUUGACACCGCAAGAGGGGCCGUCGACAAUGCAACGGUGCGCAAGGAGAUCGAGACAUAUGCGGGCUGGUCCAAUGUCAGUUCAGACCUGACGCUGGCUGGGAUUUUCUUUGAUCAAACGCCGUACAAAAUGGACAACGAGUCAGUUGCAUACCGGUAUUUGACGAAUAUCAGCGCGAUCGUGCGACACUCUGAUGGCUUCGGUGGCAAUUCGCUCGUCGUGCAUAACCCCGGGCGGGUACCUGACGCAAGUCUAAUGGGGUCAAUGCCAAAUUUGACCGUCAUCUUCGAAGGUGAAUAUGUUAAUAUGCCACGAAAGGAAAACCUGAACAGCAAGUUGGACGGGUUGAGACAAAACAGGAAGGAUCUCGCGAUGCUGGUGCAUUCUGUUCCACGAGGUCUCGGAAAUACAGGCUUGAGAAGGAUAAUUGAUGAUGUGAGGAGAGAUGUUGAGUGGCUAUGUCUCACGGAUCUGACGGAGAAGGUGUAUGAAGGUUAUGGAACGUUGCUAAAGCAGUGGUUAGAGGUAAUCUGGUGA
Plenodomus lingam JN3 is the source of this 1221-nucleotide messenger RNA. The record is from RefSeq and is a predicted model, not a curated record. NCBI's taxonomy places the organism in Eukaryota, Fungi, Ascomycota, Dothideomycetes, Pleosporales, Leptosphaeriaceae.